AGACGCAGCUUCCUCCUCUCGCCGUCACAUCAGGGUUUUCCGUCGCGCUGCUCGGAUUGAAGGCGAUUUAUUUAUUUCAUUAAUCGUUAUAUAACACACACCGACUUAAUACACACACACACACACACACACACCAGACACACACACACACGCGCGCUCCUGUGUCGCUCACACGGAUCGUCCUCCACCAACCAGCGCAUCUAAAGCAACUUGAAGCGACAGCGCUGACCUGGAUAACCACCGAGCCUGCGUCCCACACUGAGCCCGUCUUCUCCAGGACUCUCAGACACAGCAGCGGACGGACAGCACCCAUCAGCAGCCUGUGACCUUAAGGAGCAGCAUCAGCAUCCAACAUCCCCUCCAUCCUCCCCCCAUCCUCCUCGUCCUCCUUUGACACAGCCGACAUGGCGGACCCCGGUGUCACAUCUCCCUCUGGGACUCCGCUGCGUUCCCCCAGCGCCUCCCUCACACUGUCCUUCCCCUUCCUGAGGGAGAGGAGCCGGGUGUGGGAGGAAGGGAAGGAGCCACCUUUGCCACGGGACCUGCCCAGCCCACUGCCCACCAAACGGAAUCGCACCUAUUCAGCCACAGUACGUGCCAACUCAAGUCCAGCGUUUAAGGGCGUGUGUAAGAACUUCUCCAGGUCACAAGGUCACGGCUUCAUCCGGCCCUCCCACGGCGGCGAAGACAUCUUUGUUCACAUCUCAGACAUUGACGGCGAGUACGUCCCGGUCGAGGGCGACGAGGUCACGUACAAAGUGAGCCGGGUCCCGCCCAAGAACCUGAAGGUGCAGGCGGUGGACGUGAAGAUCAUACAUCUCAACCCAGGGACGAAACACGAGACCUGGUCCGGGCAGAUCAUCAGCUCGUAGAACUGGAGUGUCGGGCCUGGUGGGUGGGGUGGGGGUGGUAGAGGUUCCCUGGGACUGGUAUCAUUCUGUUCUCUGUUUGACCUACACAGCACAGUGUGCAGUGUUAGUAAGUGCCAAUCAUUCAGUGGUGGCUGGUGACGACAGAGCUGAUAAACUGUCUGUUUACGACACCGAGGACUUUGCUGUGUACGUGAAACUGACCAUUCAUUCAUCGUC
Molecule: messenger RNA, 1088 nt
Organism: Hippoglossus stenolepis (Pacific halibut)
Lineage: Eukaryota; Metazoa; Chordata; Actinopteri; Pleuronectiformes; Pleuronectidae
Product: cold shock domain-containing protein C2
Exons: 4
Coding region: 405-872 (155 amino acids)
Biological process (GO): regulation of mRNA stability
Cellular component (GO): cytoplasm
Molecular function (GO): mRNA 3'-UTR binding
Source: RefSeq, a predicted model, not a curated record